AUGGCCCAAUUGAAUGAAAUUCGCGGUCGACUCGCCCUUAUCACCGGGGCUUCUGGAGGAAUUGGAGCGGCCUGCGCUCGCCAACUCGCCGAGAGAGGCGUCCACCUAGCAUUAACGUACUCCAGCAACCUCACCGCAAUCACAGCACUCAAAGAUGAACUCCAGAGCACAUCCCCAGAUCUCCGUAUAUCCAUCUACAAAGUCGACGUUGCCUCCGCGGAAGAAAUCCAGCACAUGUUCAUUCAAAUUGAUGCAUACCACGGUCAACGGCCAGACAUCCUCGUGUCCAACGCCGGGUACGGCAAACGCGUCCCCCAAGUAUGGGACAUCACACUCGAGGAAUUCGACUACACGAUAAACGUCAACCUCCGCGCAUCGUUUGUCCUCGUUAAAGGUGUCGUCGAGCACAUGCGGAAUCAGCGAUGGGGCCGGAUUAUCUUCAUGUCCUCGAUCGCGGCAUCUGGUGGUGGGAUCAAUGGUUGCCACUACGCCGCCUCCAAAGGCGGCAUGACAGGCAUGAUGAAGAACCUGGCUACGCGCCUUGCCGAGUUCAAUAUCAGCGUCAACGACGUCGCUCCGGCCAUGAUCGGGGACACCGGCAUGAUCCCCAACGCGCAGGCGAUUCCUGAGGUUGCGGCGGGGAUUCCUAUUGGCAGGCUGGGUGUUCCGGAAGAAGUUGCUAAUGUUGUGACUAUGCUCGCCACGACGGGAUACAUGACGGGGCAGAGCUUGUUGUUGGCUGGGGGAUUGAACUUCAGGGAGCUCCAGAUUGCCGCUACAGAUAUUUCUAUCCAACCUCAAAAUCAAGUCCAGUCUGAGCCGCAGCCGCUCGCCCAGGAAACAAUUAUCACCACUCCCUACCAACAGGAGCAGAGCAAACCAGGGCCCCUUGAGUAUUGCUGCCCCUUUUGUUCCACCGGGGUCUCCAUCAGGCCUCCUUGUGUUGCCAGGCUCAGACGCCACAUAUUUGAGAGUCACUUCCGUCAGUACAAUUACUAUUGCGCUGAGCCCAACUGCCCUGAUGCCAUUGCACGCAUUCCGUUCAAGAGGAAGGACGUAAUGGCUGAACACUACAAUGGAAAGCAUGGCAAGAGACUGUCCUCCGAAGAGUGGAAGCAAAUCCUACAAGAAGAACCUCAGCCAGAGAUUUGUGCGGUGUGCCAUGCUGCCGUUUCCUCAUGGGAUGAUUUCAGGAAAUGUGUUGACAAAUGUGUUCUCAUGCUGCUUCAAAAUGGCAUUGAUGAUAAUGCAGCAUUAUUGAGGACGUCGCACGCACAGGAAAGUGGACCUCAACCUCAUCUCAAGUCACACGGGUCCGGCUCACUUGUUGGGACAGGGUCGGAUUGCCCUCAUCUAUGCCCGUCCAAAGACGUAAUCAGUCAGAAGGAAAGCCAGAUUCAGGACCUUCGGAUGCAAUGCAUCUUGCUCGAACAGGAAAUCAAACGGCUUGCUGUGACACGGAUGGCGCGCGCCGCGACGGGGACUGACUCUUCCUGCGCAUUUGGGAUCGGGAAAGAAGAUUGA
This is a messenger RNA of Aspergillus mulundensis, 1524 nucleotides long. RefSeq names its product SDR family NAD(P)-dependent oxidoreductase. Gene Ontology annotation, molecular function: oxidoreductase activity, acting on the CH-OH group of donors, NAD or NADP as acceptor. Bases 1 to 1524 code for a protein of 507 amino acids. The transcript is spliced from 4 exons. The record is from RefSeq and is a predicted model, not a curated record. Lineage: Eukaryota; Fungi; Ascomycota; Eurotiomycetes; Eurotiales; Aspergillaceae.